This is a messenger RNA of Lycium barbarum (goji berry), 675 nucleotides long. RefSeq lists its product as uncharacterized. Lineage: Eukaryota; Viridiplantae; Streptophyta; Magnoliopsida; Solanales; Solanaceae. The record is from RefSeq and is a predicted model, not a curated record. The transcript has 3 exons. The coding region runs from base 1 to 675 and encodes 224 amino acids.
AUGAAGCUAGUUUGGUCUCCUGAAACAGCCUCAAAAGCUUAUCUUGACACCAUACAAACAUGUGGAAUUUCAACAAAAUCCAGUGUUGCAGAAUUUUUAUCAGCUAUGGCUGCAGGGUACAGCGCAAAAUUAAUAGUUGAAGCAUGGAAAAGUGAUAAGAUCAAUGCUGACUCAAUCUCCACAAGCAUCGGCCUAGCCAUCGCGACAAAACACAAUUGUGGAAGAUACGUGUGUGUGGUGGCGGAUGAAGAGUCAAGACUAGAGUAUGUAGGCGCCAUGCAAAAUUCAGACGUGUGCUUGCCAGAAGUGGUGGUGGGACAGGCAGAAGAGGUGAUGGAAAGGCUAAAUGGGGUUGAUUUUUUAAUUGUGGAUGAGAGGAGAAGUGACUUUAUUUCAGUCUUUAACAGUGCUAGAUUGAGCCAUCGUGGUGCCAUUUUAGUAUGCAAAAAUGGAAGCAAAAUAAGACAUAUAGAGACUAGCAAGUUCUGUUGGGAUAAUGGAGUUCUUGAUAGCAAAGUUUGUGUUGUGAGAUCGGUGACACUUCCAUUUGGGAAUGGAUUGGAGAUUGCAUAUAUAGCAAGUAAAGAAGGAAUUCAAAAGGCUCGAAAAAACACCAACCGUUGGAUUAGGCACAUUGAUCGAAGCUCGGGUGAGGAGCAUGUUAUUCGACGAUGA